UAAGAGGCUGGGGGGAAUUUGCCGGCGAGGCAACCGCUAGUGAUGUCAGCCCUCGCCUAAAAUAGAGAGAGUCUGCAAAUCCACAGUUAAACCUUCCAAUCCAGCCUCAGCCGACACCAUGGCAAUGUGAAAUCACCCACCGCUCCACAACGCGUUUAUACACAACACAACCCCCCCCCUUCCUCCAAUCGCUCUCUCUCUCUCUCUCUCUCUCGCAGACACACACACACUCCAGUAGCUCUCCGGGUGAGAGUAGAAAGCGAAGAAUCAAAGCCCUGGCAUUUCCAUUGCUUCAGCCUUGCCGUUUCCCCAUUGACCGUAGUCUUCCCCCACGGGGGGUGGUGGGCUUUUGGAUUUCCCCCUUCCUCACUCCCCCUCCCCUCUCGUUCGCACUCCCCUUCUCCAUCAAGACAUUCAAGCUUCCAGAAGACGUUGAGAAAUUUCUCUCCAAGCCAGAAGGAGGAGGAGGAGGAAGAAGUGGCGGCGGCGGCGGCUUUGCUCUUCAGAGCGCAGCUUCUUGGAUGCUGGCCUUUCAGAGCCGGGAGGAUUAUACAAGGCAGGAAUCGCCUGGAGUCCCCGACACCCAACGAUAAGACAGAAGGGAGCGCCUUGGCUCUUCCCCGCUGAAAGCGGCCGCGCUUUGUUGAAGCCCCCAGAUUUCUGGAGAAGAUAAGCGAGGGGGGCUCGCACAGCACGAUGGCAUCGACGGAAGGUGCCAACAAUAUGCCAAAGCAGGUAGAAGUACGAAUGCAUGAAAGCCAUAUGAGUCCAGUGGAACAUCAACCGAAGAACCUCUGUGUACGACUCUUGCUUUCACUCAGAAAAAAUCUGCUCCUUUCACUUACUGUAUUUGGUGUCAUUAUGGGAGCAUUAUGUGGAAUGCUCCUUCGCAUGGCAGCUCCUAUUAAUCCUGAUGUCGUCAUGUUGAUAGCCUUCCCCGGAGAUAUUUUGAUGCGGAUGUUGAAAAUGUUGAUCCUCCCUUUAAUUAUUUCAAGUUUAAUCACAGGGCUGUCUGGACUAGAUGCUAAGGCCAGUGGUCGAUUAGGGACGAGAGCUAUGGUAUAUUAUAUGUCCACAACAAUCAUUGCUGCUAUCCUGGGAGUGAUCUUGGUGUUAGCUAUUCAUCCUGGCAAUCCAAAACUCAAGAAGCAGCUGGGAGAAGGAAAGAAGAAUGAUGAAGUAUCCAGUCUUGAUGCCUUCUUGGAUCUUAUUCGAAACUUAUUCCCUGAAAAUCUUGUGCAAGCAUGUUUUCAACAGAUUCAAACAGUUACCAAAAAAGUGCUCAUGCCGCAAGAAGUGGAAGAACCAUCUAAUGUUACAGAUUCUAUCUUUACCAUCAUGAAUGAAACAGAAGUUACUCCAGAGCCUCAACUUAUUGUUAAGAAGGGCCUUGAGUUUAAGGAUGGAAUGAAUGUCUUAGGCCUCAUUGGAUUUUUCAUUGCUUUUGGUAUUGUAAUGGGCAAGAUGGGAGAACAAGCCAAGAUGAUGGUGGAUUUCUUCAAUAUCUUGAAUGAGAUCGUAAUGAAGUUAGUAAUUAUGAUCAUGUGGUAUUCUCCAUUGGGAAUUGCCUGCCUCAUUUGUGGAAAAAUCAUUGCAAUCAAGGAUUUGGAAGUAGUUGCUCGACAACUUGGCAUGUACAUGGUAACCGUGAUUGUAGGUCUUCUCAUCCAUGGAGGGAUUUUUUUGCCUCUGUUGUAUUUUGUAAUUACAAGAAAAAAUCCCUUCUCAUUUUUUGCUGGAAUCUUUCAAGCAUGGAUCACUGCUCUAGGCACAGCUUCAAGUGCCGGUACAUUGCCUGUUACUUUUCGCUGCCUUGAAGAAAAUUUGGGCAUUGAUAAGCGUGUGACAAGAUUUGUCUUGCCUGUUGGAGCCACUAUUAAUAUGGAUGGAACUGCUCUUUAUGAAGCAGUGGCUGCCAUCUUCAUAGCACAGAUGAAUGGCAUUGUGUUGGACGGCGGACAGAUAGUCACUGUCAGUUUGACAGCCACCCUUGCCAGUGUUGGAGCUGCAAGUAUACCGAGUGCAGGACUGGUGACCAUGCUUCUUAUCCUCACUGCAGUAGGACUUCCCACCCAGGAUAUAAGUUUACUUGUGGCAGUAGAUUGGCUCUUAGAUCGAAUGAGAACAUCUGUCAAUGUAGUAGGAGAUUCCUUUGGAGCUGGCAUUGUUUAUCAUCUAUCCAAGGCAGAAUUGGAAAACAUCGAUGCCCAUCACAAGAUACAUGAGGAUUUUGAAAUGACCAAGACUCAGUCAAUUUACGAUGAUCUGAAAAAUCACACGGAAAGCAACUCAAACCAAUGUGUUUACACAGCUCACAACUCUGUCAUAAUAGAUGAAUGCAAGGUAACCUUGGCAACUAAUGGCAAAUCUGCAGACUUCAAUGCUGUUGAAGAAGAACUUUGGAAACAUGAGAAAUAAGGUGGAAACACUCCAGGUCCAUCUUGAAUAAGUCCCUGAAGCUGUCUUUUGGUAAAGCAGAUAUCAAGAUCCAAGAUUUUCCACUGUUUUCAUUUAGCAUAGAAAUGUGCUUACUUAAUGCUGUUAACUGAAGCUUAGAAGUGGUCUUGUGAAGUCUUUGCUCUUCUAGUUUCUUGGCCAAAUAAUUUAUCUUAUUAUUUGUUUGGAUGUAAGAGAGAUCAUUGGUUGGGUUUCUUCCUUCUGUUCAAAACAUAGAAAAUGUAGGGAUUUAAAGAAGAAAGAUUUUUAAAGGCCACAAUAUAGCUGAUUUGCUUCAGGGAUUAUAUGUUUAGCAUUAAGUAUAGUGUACAUCAUGCAGAAUCUCCCUCCUGUUGAAUAUGUGAAUCUAUAUCUUGGUGCAUACUGAACACAGUGAACACGUUAUACAAGACAUUAUUUCUGAAAGGCUUUUCAUGUGCUUUAUUUUGCAUAUGGUUUUCUUCAGUUCCCUUUUCUACAAGCUGUCUUAAAAUAAGUGAUCUACCUAAAUUCCAGUUGUGAACUCCAGUGAGUGCCAAUACAUGAAAAAGGUAUUUUUAAUAAUAAAAACUUCAUCUCUCCAUUUUAGCUCUAUAAACAAUCAACCCUUUUGAGAUCAGAAGGCAGGUUAUAGUUUUUGCAUAACUCAGUUGGAUAAAUUUAUGAUCAUGGGUUGAUAUCCCUGUGGAACGUCCUUCCAGUAGGCAAAUUUGUGACACUGGAAUUAAACAAAUGACAUGUUUGCACAGCUAACAAUCCAUGCCAGGAAGUAUGCUCACUUCUCUGGGAAGAUAUUCAAAGUUAGCAGAAUCUUAAUACAUCUAUAAAAGCAGAAAAUCUUCAUAUUUGUCUGGAUCCAGCAGCAUCGAGAAAUCACAGGAAUCCUUAUGCAGUAGUUUAUCAGACUAAAGCUAACCCAGUGCCAAUAGCUCAGCAUACACCCUUCUGUUCUCCCCAGUGAUAUCUUACUGCCUCUUUGUUGAGACUGGAGAGUGCGUCUUUUUAGGGAAGAUAUCAUCUGCUAAUUCUUUUGUUAUUCCUUUUCCUCAGAAGAAAUAAGCUAUAUUUAGCACGAAUAUUGCUGUACAACAUCAGUUAGUUAUUUAGUCAGGGCUAAGAUAUUUUCCUGUAAAUAUUAGAUAUCUUCCCACCCAAUAUGUUGAAGCUUAAUUAUAUUAAGUAAUUUGAACAAAUUAGUUUUGACAAAUAUCAGUUCAUUUCUCUAGAGUGUUUUAUUUUUUUAUUUGCUACGGUAUUCAAAAUGUGAUUAUUUCUUUGCCACAAUGUCGUAGAAGAACAAAUCCUGCAAAGUGAGGCCAAUUUAAUAUCUGAUAACUCUUUUCAGAAUAGUGUUAUUCUCUAUAGAAAUAUGAAAAGAUCAGACAAAGCUAUGUUUCUUCUUUUUGUUCCAGUGUAUUAAAUAAUUGGCCCUGGUGAGAUCAGAAAUUUGGAUGUAACUCCCACAUCCACAUCUAUAUUUCUCUUUCUCUUAUUUUUGGUGAACUCUAUAGGCAGUAUAAUUUAACUCAGAAAGACAAAGGAUAGUUAUAAGGAAAGCACACCUCUAACAUAUCCUUUUCAAGUCAGGUCUGGCACAGGAAAAAAAAAGAGAACUCUUAAAUUUUACACAGAUGAGCACUAUAUCCCUAUGGAGAAGUACAUUUGUGGCUAUCACAUGUUGGUGCAAUUUUUUUUUUAAUGGGCAAUCCAAACUGAAGCGCUUCACAUUAUAUUUCCCCCUCACUUUGAAGUAGUGAAGUACUGACCACUAAUAUAAGCAUAGGUUCCCUUGUAUGGGUAUACUUUUUGAAAUGCUAAUUGAAAAUAAGUCACCACUCUGAGAAGGAAGCUCUCAAGCUAAAGUAAAAAGAAAUUGUAAUUUUGCAACUGGAGAUUUCUGAUAUUUACACAGGAAAAAAAAGCCCUGUGUAGGAUUUGGGAAAACAUUUUUUUUUGGAUGUUUCAUAACUCAGGGAAUUUCUGCUUCUUAAAAACAAAGCCACCCUUUACUUACAAUCAGGGACAUUCAUGGGAAGGGGUCAAAAAAGUCAAUAUGGCCUUGUAAUUAAAACCCUACAUCUUUGUUAUGUGCAUGGCUAUAUAACAACAUAACAGGGAGAGGUGACCAGUCUUGCUCAGCAUUUGACUCCUGAGUGAAUUCUAAUGCUCUGUAUUCUGCUGUGGUAACCAACAAAUUUAACAAACUUCCACAGCUUUCCAUUUCACAGUAGAAAACUGAACCUUAACUGUUAUCCCACCUUCUUUAUCCAGGGUAACUAGUUUCUGAAUUUCCAAAAGAAAGAUGCAGAAGGAUUUUGCUAGUUUAUAAGCAUUGCUCGUUUGGGUGAACAUGCUUUUCAUUUGCAAAUGCAAAAUAUAAUUAACAAUUCCACUCAGUAUUUUUUUUCUUAGUAGUUGAAGUUUUCCUCCAUAUUAAUACCUCCAUUGUUGGCAACAUUCAUUAUGAAUGAUUAAUAAUUAACUAUUAAAAUAAUACUUAAGCAUUUCUGCAAUUUAAUCCCUGAUGUGCAAUAAUUUAUUUCUUGCCUGUACAACCAUGACAUGUGAUAGCUACCUAGAGACUCAGCAAAAGAAAACAAUUAGGAAUUUAAUUUAUAGAAAAUUAUUUUGCACCAGCACUUUGCACUUCGUUCAGGUCCAGUUUGUUAAUUUGCAUUAGCAAAGCCAGCCUUUCUUUUAAUUGGGUGUAAUUUCUUGAUUAGAUAAAAAGGGGGAUCUGAACAAGCAAAAUGCCAUUUAUCUGAUAUGGCAUUGCAAACCUGAAAAAUUCUGGCCGCCUUGAAGAGAAAAAUCUUCCCAUUAUUCCAUUCCUGGUAUGGUUUGAUUCAUGGAGUUCAACAGAAUGAUCAUUUGUUUUCUUUAUGGUGCUACUAUAUGCUCCCCACUCUUUAAAACCAACUGUAAGUAUAUAUUCAUAAGACCCCUGAAGUAAGUUACAGCAGUGCUGACAAAAAAAUAUUACAUUUGCAUGCAUGAGAAAACAUUUGUUUUUAACCCUUUUUUAUCAAUAAGAUCUCUUCUUAGCAAGAUGCAAUGUCUUCUAUCUCACUUGUAGAUGUUUGUUCGAAUCUCUAGAUACUCUUCAGCUUUUUAAAGUAUCUUUUAAUGUUUAACAUGAGGAAUAUUUUUGCACUUAUCUUUCACCCAUCUACUGUAUAUUUCUCUUAUUGCUAAAAAUGGUUAUGAAGAUUAAUAUAAAAAUCUUUAUCAAAUACAAAACCCCAAAAGACUGGGUCUUUCACAGCCCAGUAUAGUGUGGAAUGUCAGGACUGCUCUUUUAUAUGCAUCCUCUUUACUUUUCAAAAUUUUAUCCCUUGCUAGUGAGGCUGAUUGUGCAAAGUCAGAGAAGACAGACAUUGCAACUUUGAUAAACUUAAAUUCAAACUAUUAAGAAUAUGUACCUUGCAUCUAGGGUUGCAUUUUUUACACAUCUGCCGUUCCACCAAGCCUAAUGCUAAUUGGUGGUUAAUCUAUUCACAUCUGAUUCUAUUCCUUUGACUGUACGUUUCUAAACUGAGUUCAUAAGUAUAUGAAAUUAUACUUAUAUAAUUUCAUGCUUUGAUGCUCACAGUAUUCUUACUCUUACUUCAUGAUAGGGAUCAUCCUAUCAUGUUUUAACUAAACAAAAUCAUACGUGCACUUGCUGCCUUUUUUGCAGCAAUACUGAAGAAUUUGGCCCUAGAGACCCUAACAUUUGUUAACUCUAAUAGUGGAAAAUCUCAUACUGUGAGGUUUUACCCAAGAAGGUGAAGAAAAGCCCCAUUUCUGAUGAGAAUCUAGAAUCGGAAUCAUUAGAAUUCUGACGUUAUACAUUGGAGAACUUGUAUGUUACAGAUUUACAGAAUUCAGACCUCCCUCAUUCUCUGAACAUGUAGGGUGGAAUAGAGAACCAAUUUUUUUUUUUAAAAAAAAAUGACCCAUGCCAGUAUCCCCGUUAACCAUGAUGCCUAUAAAUGCCAAACCAACAUCUAGAAAACAUGACUUUUCUGUCUUUUAUUCUCUCCCCUCAUCCCCAAACAAUAGGAAAGUUUAUUACUGAACUCAUUUUUUCCCAACUUUAUCCACAUGUUUAAUAUUGCACUUCACAGACUGCUAGGGUAAUAUUUUAUUAGACAUAAUCAAAAAUCAGAAGAUCCACAUUUUUUUUAGCUAUGUGGAAACUCCCAUCUUUUAAGCAGAGGGAGGUGAUUGAUUAAGCUGAGCUCUUGCUGAAAAAAGAAAGCUAUUUGGAAUUAGAUUCAAUUUAUAGCACUGAUUGCCUCAAGUAAAGCCUGUAAAUCAUGUUUUAGAUAUACCAUCUUUCACAUUAGAAAACAAUGUAUUGUAUAUAACUUAAAUACUUCCUCUGAAAAUUAUAUUUUACUUUGCUAUAACUUUGACACCUUGUUUUCAGAGCUAGUGGAGUGGGUUUAAUCAGUGCUAUAGAUCUCAACUUUCCAUUAUCUUUAUUUCAAAGCUGCUUCUUCAAUUUUUUAUUGACUACUGUAACAAAAUUCCUUCCUAAUGUGUGAAUGGUAAUUUAUGGAAUGCACAAGGUGUAUUUCUACUUAUACUAAUUUAGCUAUUUAUUCUUCUGCAACCAUGAUAUACAAUAUAGAAUGAAUUAACUUAUUUCUGGCACCUGUAAUUUACAGACAAUUGCAGGGGUUAUUUUCUUAUACCAUUUGCAGACAGUUAUUUUAUUAUACAAUCAUAUAACCAGGCAAGAAGAAAAUGCUAUAAUCCUUUUAAGGAAGAUUCUUUUGUAACAAACUCUGAUAAAUAAAAUUUGUGACUGGGUUCAUGCAACACAUUAAGCCAUUGUAUCAGUGGGUUGGUUUUGACCUAGCACAACAUACGAACUCAGCUCUUGUGGCUUGUAAACCAUGAUUUAUAGCUGAGCAGUAUAUAAAGCAGGCCACUACAGCUUGUUCCACAAACCAUGGUUAAAAUAAACUAUGACUUGUGUGACAUAUGAAACCAGCCACUGUUAUGUUAUGUUAAAUUAACAUAACUCUUUAAACUUUAUAACUUUAAGCAAAGCACAAAUGGAAGUUAAAGGUGUCUUUAUGCUACAGUUCAUUAUGGAACACUAUCACAGUAUUAAUAUAGAUUGAGAUUGAGCCUUUUUUAUACUUAGCUUGUUUUUUUACCAGGAUAAUUCCAGAAUGUCUCUACCCUACAGAUAAAUAUUCUGAUUCAGAAUAUAUUUUGUUUUUAAUGUACUUACUUGCCAUUAUUUUCAAUGGAAUUAAUUUACAAAAUCCAUGUACUUUCGGAUUAGAGCUUUUGACAAAAUCUAAUCUGUUUAUGCCCAGAGCCAAUCAGGCUCAGCUUGGUGUCCAGGAUUUGCACCAAAUAACAUUUCAUGUGUUUGGUAGGCCUUCCAUGGAAAUGAUGAUGCGGGCAGAUUGAAGUGUCAGCUUUUUAUGUACCAGAUCCCCAGAUCGAUCUUUAAUGGUUACAUUUCUUCAGUAAUGUGACAUACAUCACAUCCCAUGCUGACAGAGAGAAAUGUUGUCUUCUCAAACAGUAUUAAGAUAUAGUAUUUGCCUAAUGAUUGAAUGACAAAGAUUACUGACACCAGGAAUUAUUUGUUAAGCUACUAAUGAACUCUAUUGGUUCAAACAGUUCUAGUUUUUAGAUGUAUUUUGUUGAGAUAUACUAAGACAAAAAUGAAAGCUAUAUAAGUUCAAAAUGUGUAAGGAAUUGCAGCAUUUGAUCUCACAUCUUUGCCUUUCUGCAAAAGGACCAAACUACAUUCUUAGGGGAUUAUGUCAACCGAAUAGCACAUAUAUAAAUACCUCCUGAUUUUUAAAACAUUUAUAAAAUAAAAGCAAGCAAUAUAUUUUUUCACCAUAAUGAUUGAAAUCUGUUUUUCUUCCUAAGCAGUUAAUUACAAAAUACCUAUAUUGCUAAUGCCUUGUUAUUAUCCAAGCACAUUGAGAGAGCAAAUAAAUUUUUAAAACCCAAAUUAUAGUUUGAAUAGGAUUCAGACUCUGCCCCUUAUGGCAUACAACUGCACAAAAUUGAAGGGGUGAUACAUACAGUAACAAUUGACUCUAUGAAACAGGUAUAUUUAACUUGUGCAACCUGUCAUAUAUGACCUGCAAAUGGAUGAAUAAACUGUACAGUAGGUAUAGGCAGUAUAUUAUUGUGGUUUUAUUUUUUAAUACUCCUCUAUUGUAAAGCAGAGUUUUCAAAUAUUCUCGUAAUUAGAACUAAAUACAAUCCAGUCGUAAGAUAAAGCAUGAUGCUCUUAUACAGGUUGGAUGCGUUGUUUUCUGCAUGAAGAACAGUGCCUGCCCACCCUUUCUGUAGAUAAUGUAGCUUAUCUUGGUGUAAUUUCAGUGAAAUUGUGUAUACGGUAUUAAUAGUUGGUAUUUUAUUUUAAUUUAAUUUAACUUCAACUCUGCUGGAAUAUAAAUUUAUAGUAAUAUGUUUGAAAAUAGAUUGGAUUAAGUUGGCUGGCUUUGGUAUUAUAUUGGUAUUUCCAUUUCCAUGUUUAACAGCAAAAUUUCCAUAAUCUGCUAAGCACUGCUACAUGGUGGUGUAAGCAGUAUAAUUGUGUUUAAAUAAUUGCUAUAACCCUCAUGUUCCAGCCAGGUCAUUUGUAAAUAUGUUAGAGUACUUGUCUUUAUAUAUCUAAACAAGCAGCAUGCAUGUGAGGGUAUGCGUGCAAAUCCCUGGCACUUAGUGAAUGUGAGUGACUGUCUGAUGUUGCGCUGUGAUUGCAAUAGCACUGCUACUUUAAUGAAUAAAUAUAAGCACAGUAUUAUAUUGAGUUGAUUAUGUAUUUUUCUGUAUACAUGAUAGAUUGGAGAUAUAAAGAUAGAUGUUAAUAAAUUAUUGCAACUAUCAACAUUUUGAUCCCUUGUAAAAAAAAAUUAUCUUUUAUUUUGAAUGCUAUGUUUACCUUUUGAAACUGCAGUCUCAGCUUUUGCUUCUCAAUCAGGACAUUGUGGUGAUCUAACCCUUCAGGAUUCCUCAAGUGUUCAUUUUUCACUUCUUCACUGACCAUAGUAAUAAAUCCAAUUCAAGGCAAAAUGAGAAAAGACAGACUUCUUUUUGAAGCAUAUUCUUUUACUUGUUCAUAUUCCAGUGUUAAUAGAUCAUGUGAAGAUAAAUGAUUGAGAUAAAAAUAUGGUAUAAAAUAUGCUUUCUUAGAGACUGUUAUUUGAAAAAAAGGAGUUGUUAUAUAAAGUUGAAAUCAGAUAAAUUCAGGAAAAGAAGCAAAAGGUCCCCAAAUGUCACUUAUGAAAAUUUUGUGUGAACCAAGCUGGACAAACAUACGUUAAUAGAUCUCAUAUUAGUUAUAAAUCCCAGCACAAAGCUAGUUCUACUGCAUUGCAGUUGCAUGCAAGAUUCAUUUCAUGCUUUAUAUAUUAUAAUAUGUAAAUUUAAAUAUAAUUCAUGAUAACCCUGAAUCAAAUUAGUUACUACCUGUCUUAAAUUCUCUAGAGCAAUGUUUCCAACCUCAGAAACUUGAGAUGUGUAGACUUCAAUUCCUCGAAUUCCUGGGUGGGAGAUUGUGGGAGUUGAAAGCCACAUAUCUUAGAAGUUACUAAGAUUAGAAAGCAAGGCUGAAGAACUAGGUUGUAACUAUUCCUCUUUCUUAAUAGAACAAGGAACAGUUUUAUAGUUGUAAACUGAACCUAGUUAUUGCCCAAACAUAGUUAUAUUAUUUUGCUUCUGUAGGCCUUGAAUGCAUGGAUACCAUAUAAUUAUGCAUAGAAAGGGGAGAUCCACUCAAUUCCAAGCUCUGCAGAUAUAUCCAGCUAGGGGAAUUAUUGUGGUUAUGAUCUCUUGAGAUCAUGGAUCUUGUGUACAUGACAUCUUAGACUGCAUUGUUAGUUGAUCACCCUACAUACAAAAGAAAGCACAAACCUGGCUUUGACUGUAAUUAAAAAUAUUCCUCUGAAAAAUGAAAUGGUGUAUUGUAUAUCAAUGCCAUUUUGUGUAAAAUCUAAUACAUGGAAAUGCUAAAUCUAUUAAUGUUGAUUACUUUAUUACAGUAGCAAUGACUUGUUUACUAUGCAUUUUUCAUAGUUCUUAUCUCCUUUAUCUAUAGCAAUUAUUUUCUUUUCCUGUGUGAACUGAUUUCUGUAACUUGUAUAUAAAACUGGACAUUCUUUAUAUACUGGAAAUAAUCAGCAAAGACAAUAUUUCACUAAAUGUUGGAUUUUUUUAUGUACAUAUCAUCAAUAAAUGUGAAUUCAUAAUUUUCAUGGGUAGAAUCAAUGUGAGUAUAUCUAUUUACUUGCAAGCUCUAGAGAGAAUAUGUGAUGGAAGGAUGUAUGAAGACUUAUAGUCCAGUAACAAAUGUUUGAUAUAUGUAUGCUAAUUUGCCAAUGAUUGACAUAUUAAACCAACAGAGCUACUUUCACAUGUUAGAUUUGCAGUUCUCCAGAUUUCUGUUCAUCCAUGUACUUUUAUAAACAAUGAAGUUUCUCUUU
Molecule: messenger RNA, 10892 nt
Organism: Crotalus tigris (Tiger rattlesnake)
Lineage: Eukaryota; Metazoa; Chordata; Lepidosauria; Squamata; Viperidae
Gene: SLC1A2
Product: solute carrier family 1 member 2
Exons: 11
Coding region: 697-2418 (573 amino acids)
Biological process (GO): L-glutamate transmembrane transport
Cellular component (GO): plasma membrane
Molecular function (GO): glutamate:sodium symporter activity; neutral L-amino acid transmembrane transporter activity; L-glutamate transmembrane transporter activity
Source: RefSeq, a predicted model, not a curated record